ACAAAGUGUGCUGCUAUUAUUGCUGAAAGAGAGUCCAAACAAAGCCAUGGCGGAGAAUGAGGAACAGGGAAAGCUUGUGGAGAGGAGAGGGAGAUUAACUGUGGUGCUGGUGUUGGCGACACUCAUAUCUGCAUUUGGCUCAUCAUUCCAGUAUGGUUACAAUGUGGCUGUGGUCAACUCUCCAUCACCGUUCAUGCAGCACUUCUAUAACACCACCUACAUGGAGCGUUACGGCCGACCGAUGGAGGAGAACUUCCUAACUCUGCUGUGGUCUCUCUCUGUGUCCAUGUACCCGCUAGGAGGCUUCUUCGGCUCUCUGAUGGUGGCCCCUCUGGUCAACAAACUGGGGAGGAAGGGCACCCUCCUCUUCAACAACAUCUUCUCCAUCGUCCCUGCUGUGAUGAUGGGAGUCAGCGAGAUUGCCAAGUCCUAUGAGAUCAUCAUUGUGGCGAGGUUUAUAGUGGGCAUCUGUGCAGGUCUCUCAUCCAACGUGGUGCCCAUGUAUCUGGGAGAACUCUCUCCCAAAAACCUGAGAGGAGCCCUUGGCAUCAUACCGCAGCUCUUCAUCACCAUUGGCAUCCUCAGUGCACAGGUGCUGGGCAUCAGAAACAUACUGGGCAACAGCACAGGUUGGCCUCUCAUGCUGGGUUUGACUGGUAUCCCCGCCCUGAUAGAGCUCCUGCUGCUGCCCUUCUUCCCAGAGAGCCCCAGGUACAUGCUCAUCCAGAGAGGAGAUGAGAAGACGGCACGGAAAGCACUACAGCGUCUGCGUGGCUGGGACGACGUGGAUGCAGAGCUGUCAGAGAUGCAUCUUGAGGACCAGUCAGAGAGGGCCGAGGGCCGUCUGUCUGUGCUCAGCCUGCUGUCCCAGCGCUCCCUUCGCUGGCAGCUGGUCUCCAUAAUCGUCAUGAACAUGGGCCAGCAGCUGUCGGGGGUCAACGCGAUCUACUACUACGCAGAUAGCAUAUAUGCCACUGCUGGAGUCAAGCAGAAUGACAUCCAGUAUGUCACUGUGGGAACAGGUGCAGUGAAUGUCUUCAUGACCAUAGCUGCUGUCUUCAUCGUAGAGGCUUCAGGGCGACGGCUGCUCCUCCUUUGUGGUUUUGGGAUCUGCUGUGGAGCCUGUGUGCUGCUCACUGUUGCCCUCAAUCUCCAGGAGAGCGUGACGUGGAUGCCCUACGUCAGCAUCACCUGUGUCAUCAUCUACGUCAUAGGACACGCCAUAGGACCCAGUCCCAUUCCUUAUGUGGUGACCACCGAGAUGUUCAGGCAGUCGGCCAGGCCGGCUGCCUUCAUGGUCGCAGGCUCCGUCCACUGGCUCUCCAACUUCACUGUUGGCCUCAUCUUCCCCUUCCUAGAGAGCGGUCUGGGCCCCUUCAGUUUUAUCAUCUUUUCCUUCAUCUGUCUGGUCACGCUCAUCUACAUCUGGCUGGUGGUCCCAGAGACCAAGAGUAAGACCUUCCUGGAGAUCUGCCAGAUGUUUGCCAAGAGAAACAAAGUGGAGAUCAAACUGGGUGAUGGGGAUCUGCCACUGAAAGAGCACAAAGAAAGCCUGGAGGAUGAAGUGAGGGUCACGGCCUUCUGAAGACAAAUGAGACCAUUCAGAGGAGAGGAAGUCUUCACUCUAGGGAGGAUUGUACUGCACUGAAAUGUCUUAAUUUAGUCUCCAUUUUCUACAAAGAAUCUUUACACAGACUCUUUUGAUAUUGUUUGUUUGUGGCCACAAAGCCAGCUAAAAAUACAAAGAGACUUGGGCCAAAUCCAAUUUAGUAUUAUUAUUACCCCUCAUUUUUGAGUGCCACCUUGCCCCUCGGAACAGAGUUAUAAAGGGCAGUGGUUGAAAUCUUUCCCUGUGAAAUGUGACCACCCUUGAAGACCCUGAUUUUAAUUUUGUAUUUAUUUAACCUUUAUUUAACCAGGAAUUCCCAUUGAGAUUGAAAAUCUCUUUCACAAGAGAGGCCUGGCCAAGAUAGCAGCCAAUUAAAACACUUUUAAAAUGCAACAAAUACGAUAUAUAAUACAAAAAUCCACAAAUGACAAUUAUUCAAAUAUUCUCAAGAAAAACAAGCACAUAUCUCUAUCACCACAUUCUUUAUGAUGCCCUUAAAUUCAUUGAUGGAUUUAAGUGUUUCUAAUUUUAGAUUGUCCAAGGUACACAGUAGGAUAAUACAGUUUUCCCCUGAUACGUCCGUUGUUGUCAGUGCUGGUUUUCACGUAAACAGAUGUGACAAGUGUUUCUGGACAUUGCAGAUACACCAUCUUCUGCUGUGGUGAUUUCUCUUGCGUGUUUGUGGUUAUCAGGGCACUCACGAUAGAGUGGUGCAAGAACUACAUUUAUUUGUAGGCCAGCCCAGAAGUUAGCUUCGCCAUAGCUCCCUUGACGAAAAUCCAAUGGGAUAUUUCCAUUGGAUUUUGGAGUACUGCAGAAAAUAAACCCUGUGGCAAAAAAAGAGAGUUUUCGAUUCUUAGGCCUACGUGUUUUGUUCAGCAAGAUCAUCUUUACAAAUAACCACAACUUUAAUUAUUUUUGAAGUUUAAAUGCAAUCUCCAUGAGUAAAAAGCUAAUGUUAGGCUAUAAACAAGCUACACUUUGGUAGCAAGACAUGAACGUCGCCAUCACAAUGAGGCUGUAAUGUCGUGUUUGGCGUGGUGAUGCUCUGUAGUCUUAUUUAACCACUUGUUAGUCACUGCCUUUUUAAAAGAGACUUUAAAGCUUUAAGAUUCACAAGUUGGGUAUUUACAGUACUGGUAUAUUUUAUGUCAUUGAACAAAACAUGAAAGCCUCUUAAGCUUGUGUUAACCACAGACUUUAUUUAUUUCGGGCAUCUCAAAACCUAUUCAAAAACCCAAUGACUUUAAGAUGAGGGAACUGGAGGAGCUAAAGUGUUAACUCAUUUACGGUUUUAGGAAUAAUUCCUGCAUCCCUCCAUUUGUUCACAACUUCAGUUUAUGCUAUCAAUCAGUCAAACAAGUCAUCAGAUUAAAAAUAACUGCUUCAUUAUCAGGCCUUUAGUGGUGCUCUGUAGGCUAAUGUUAGCAGCUCGUACUUCUACCCUGCCGGUCUGCACUAGAGAAGCGGUAACAAGCGCAGUAACAAUGCUGCUGGACUUUAGUUAAAUUUCAGGUGUCACAUGCCAUCAAUGGGGGCAAUGAGAUGUGGAAACAUGUCAAAAUGAAAGCCUGUCACGCAAAAAUCAACAAUAGCAAUGUAACGUUAGCUAGCUAGCAGGGUGGCCACCAAGACAUUAGCAUACUAGCUAUUUCUUUUGUCAUGCUUUUUAUAGUCCUAAAUAAGAGGCUAUGAUACAUUAAAAUGACAUUAAACUAAGUCUAAACUAAA
Molecule: messenger RNA, 3340 nt
Organism: Epinephelus lanceolatus (giant grouper)
Lineage: Eukaryota; Metazoa; Chordata; Actinopteri; Perciformes; Serranidae
Gene: slc2a5
Product: solute carrier family 2 member 5
Biological process (GO): dehydroascorbic acid transport
Cellular component (GO): plasma membrane
Molecular function (GO): D-glucose transmembrane transporter activity
Source: RefSeq, a predicted model, not a curated record